AUGCCGGCCACGCAGUCCACGCUGUUGCAAUUUCAUGGAUCCCACUUUCGCGGUCAACCACUCCCAUCCCUGACUCAUCCAACCCUGGGAUUUGCUUCGACAGAUGGAUUACAAGAGAUCAAGAACACCGAGAGAACUAAUGAUGUGCUCGGGCAUUAUGCUGAUGGAUUUAAGAGAACCUUGACCGAUGAGCAAAUUGCAAUCUUCCGUCACACCGAGAUCCAAGAGCUGCUGAGAGAAAGGAGCCAGCGAGCGGACACGCUUGCGGGAUCAGCAGUCGCGCUCGACCACAUUGCUGCAGCACGUUCUUCCCAAGCUCCAUCUCCUGAGAGAGAAAACUUGUCGUUACCUUCCAUACUGGCAGACGAAGACCGAAAGUAUGGGAUAAAGGAGGAAGAACAGCUCUGUGACAAUGCUGAGACACAUGAUGAAUGCCUGACCAGUGCCUCAAAGGUACAUAAUCCAGCCGUGGGCCAUGUGGACCAAGACCUGAAUCAGGCUCUUUCAGUGGAGCACUGGACGAAUGUGAAAAUCAAUCCUCCAGCGAGGAAGACCAUCAGAUACCAGGAGGAUGAUCUAUCACCAAACCCCAAUCCUACAGCAGCUUCCCUCUGCAGCAAAGCACCCGUCAAAUCAAGGUUCGUCUGGCCAGAGCUGCGCCAUCAAGGAUGA
Molecule: messenger RNA, 672 nt
Organism: Endocarpon pusillum Z07020
Lineage: Eukaryota; Fungi; Ascomycota; Eurotiomycetes; Verrucariales; Verrucariaceae
Exons: 1
Coding region: 1-672 (223 amino acids)
Source: RefSeq, a predicted model, not a curated record